Lytechinus pictus (painted urchin) is the source of this 8444-nucleotide messenger RNA. Its product is annotated as histone deacetylase 6-like. Gene Ontology annotation, biological process: negative regulation of transcription by RNA polymerase II. The record is from RefSeq and is a predicted model, not a curated record. Gene Ontology annotation, molecular function: zinc ion binding; histone deacetylase activity; transcription factor binding. Lineage: Eukaryota; Metazoa; Echinodermata; Echinoidea; Temnopleuroida; Toxopneustidae. The transcript has 33 exons. The coding region runs from base 3036 to 6179 and encodes 1047 amino acids. Gene Ontology annotation, cellular component: histone deacetylase complex.
GAUAGACUUUCACGUCGAGGUUUUGCGCCCAGCAGCCCUACCCCAGCUCUACCCCUCCGGCCCGUCCUCCGGAUCCUGGCGUCAUGUAUUAACUGAUCCAUGAUAUGUAUCCAUUACUUACAAUAUUUGUUAAUUCUAAAAUCAAAUAAAUGAUAAUGAAUUAUUUGAUUUGAUUUGAUUUGAUUUGAUUUGAUUUUAUUCACCAACGAUAACAACAUAUUUACAGAUGUUUACAUAUUACAUUAUUAUGUCAUGCAUAUAAAUAUUACAGAAAUGAAACAUACAUGUAUAUGUUAAGAGCUGAUAAAAGGGACCAGAAAAUAGCACAAGUGCUAAUCGAGCCUGGCCCCUAUACAUAUUAGUAAUAUAGGCGAAUAUUGAACUUUAAAGUAUGUUUUUUUUAAAAAAAACAACAAAAACAACAACUACAAAAAAAAAAAAAAUAAUAAAAUUAUGAGUGUAACAUUUAUGUUAUAUACAGAGCAAUAUGAUAAGUUAUUGAUUUAAUAAAUGAUUUUGUAAUGAAUUCCUGAAAUCGUUUCUGGAUACUUUUAGUUUGAUGGCUAAUGGUACAUUAUUCCAGUAAUCACUUCCUAAGAAAGAUAGAGAGAAUUGUCCUUGAGUAGUCCGUAAUUUUGGUAAAUGUACUUGUCGACCUUCUUUUUGUCUUGUUGGGUAUCUAUGCUCUAUUACAUCGCAAUAAUCUACUAAAGAGUGAGGUAAGUUAUUAUUACCCAGGUCAUACAUGAAGGUACAUAUAGAUAAAUUGUGCAUUUCAAAUACAUUUAGGAUCUUUAAAUUCUGAAAUAAUACACGUGUAUGAGCUCGCCACUCACUGAAUGUGAUGGCACGUACUGCCAUUUUUUGGGUGUAAAAUAUACAAUUUAAGCUACUCUUGUAAGUACUCCCCCACACCUCGAUUCCAUAAGUUAUGUGUGGCUCUAUGAAUGCCUUGUAUAAUAAAUGGACAUUAGACCAAGUGUGAAUUAGACCAAGUGCCGAUAAGCCCAACUGGGCAUUAGACCAAUUGGUGAUUAGACCAAGUGGUCAUUAGACCAAAUGGAUUAGACCAUUUGGCUAUUAGACCAAGUGGUCAUCAGACGAAUUGUAUAUUUGACCAAAUGAGAAUUAGCCCAACUGGUUAUUAGCCAAAAUGGAAAUUAGACGAAUUGGAUAUUAGACCAAGUGGGAAUUAGACAAAUUGGAUAUUAGCCGAACUGGUUGCAGACGAAAUGAGUUUAGACGGUGUAAUGUUAGAGGCGCACGGCCACUUUAUAGUCUAAAGUAUUGGGAGACUCUCUCCCAUAUUGGAGACUUGGGACAACGUGAGACAGGUUACUGAUAUAUCGCUAAGUGGCAAAAACAUGCGCUUAUCGACAGGACUAGAUCUAGGUUAUCGAUAACAGCACUAAUUUGUUGUCACUUUAAAUGAUUUCCAAAAAGUGUUAGCAAUAAUAAUCUAAAAGUAUGUUUUUGAAGGUAUUACAUUUAUUGGUGUCCAUAUUUUAUCAAACAAUUAGCCUGUAGCCUUGCGCAUGCAAUGAAUUUAGACACAGUUAUAAAACGAGCUGAAUUAAGGUUGUGAAUAUCAUUAGCACCACCAUCGAGCUUCCUUUUAUUCUGUGAAAGAGGAUGUACAUUAGAAUGCAAAGCCACUUUCCAGGCCGAGGUAAGCGAUUUUGCUCUUUUUUUUGUAUUGGUUUUAACGUGCAUAGGUUGUGACUCUCCUAUACACGGGACCAACAUUUGCGUCCUUUCCGAUGGACGGAGUGUUUUCCAACUGCAUUCACACCCUCACUGAACACAGCGGUGAGGCACGCUAACAUACAAUGCUAGCAUAAGAUUUUUUUUGUUAAACGUCUUCCGGCAUGCUGCGGGACUCGAACCCACGCACGUUGAGAUCUACGAUCUUAUCCGGAACAGGCGCUCUAACCGACUGAGCUACCCUGCCUCCUGAAGAGUUCCGGUGAGUAGUAAAAAGGUGUUUCGGCAAAUUUUAUUUCUGUAGUGUAAUGAAGCGAUGUUUGUCGACUUCUUCAAAAUCCAGACCCAAACACGGUUCGGUGUGCGAGGUUAGUAUAGCAUACUAACCUCGCAAUCGUAUGAGUGGUCUAAAGUGUUACGCGAAGUCAGUGAAGUGUUCUGUCUUCCCGUUCUAGAGUCUUUCAUUCACUCAGAGGUUGAAAAGUUCAAAGCAUGUAGAUUUUUUUUUAAUUGUUUUUUACUUGUUGCUGCUUAGAAGUAAAAUAUUGAUUUCAAAAGUGCCAAUAUUAAUUGGUGCCCACAUUUCAGUUGCACAUAUGCUGGAUUUGGACAGUUAUAAAACUACCAUGGGGCUGAAUUAAGGUUAUGAACUUAAUUAAUGCCACCAUUAGAAACCCUAGCUGUCCGAAGAAACAACAAAUGGUACACCAGGUUGUAUUAUAACUUUGUCUUCCCAAUAAAUAGCUAAAAUCAAUGGGUUCUGACAGUUUUUGUCUAGAUCUGCUCUGAUCUAAUGGUUGAUUGAUAAAUACUAAAUUUAGGAACCCAGUCAUUUGACUCGGUUCCUAGUUACAUUUAUUUAUCAUGUGCCAAGUCCUAUGCACAAGGCUGAUUGGUUUUCCUUAUUUAUAUUUGUAGAAAGAAAAAAUUUGUGCAAUCGAUUUCUGUAUUUUUCUCCAAUAGAUGGCCUCACAAAAAAUGCUUAUUAUACCAGAUAUUGUGCCCCAAAUCUAACAUUUAUCCACUAGAGGAAACAGGAAAAAAAUAUAGAAAUCUGUUUCUUCAUGUGUUUAUGGACAUUGAAAUGACUGGCUUUAGGUAGACUUCAAGGUCUACUAAUUUGUUGUAUGUCUGAACAUGAUGUAAAUCUCAACAAGAGCAGAAUCUUCUGAGCUUGCAACUGCAAGCCAUAUAUUUUUGUAAAAUGUACAUAUUGAAUGCUCUUACUGUACUACAUGUAACAUUAUUUCUGAAUGACAGAAUUUGAGAUACUGAACUUAUACUGAAAUUAUAUUGUGUAAAUACAAGAUUAUCAGGGAGGGAGAUUUGAGAUGGCUGAUGCUGAUCUAAUGCAAGAGGUCUCUCUUAAGAAGGAAUCCACAGAGAGAAGAAAAGAAUCUGAAAAAUCUUCAUCUCUAACUCUGACAGGCACUCAGGAAACAAAGUCAAUCCAGAAUGAUAGUGAAGGCAGAAAAAAAUCAAAGAAAGCAGCUAGGAAUGAUCAAAGAGCAGCUCUUAGAGCAGCAAAGAAGAAAGGAAGAAAAAAAGAGGAACACGUAGAUGGGGAUGUUGCUGUUCAAAUGACUGGUUUGGUGCUAGAUGAUUCCCCUCCACCAAGACCUACUGGUACUGGGUUGGUUUAUGAUGAAAGAUUCAAGGAGCAUUAUUGCCCUAUUGGAAGUGAUCAUGGGAAGAGUGAAUGUCCAGAGCGCUAUACAGUAUGCAUUAAGAAGCUCCAAGAAGGGGGACUGCUUGAUAGAUGUAAAAGAGUACCUUCUCGUGCUGCAUCAGAUGAGGAAAUAUUGAGUUUGCACAGCCAAGAAUACUUAGACACUUUGAAGAGAAUUGGUUCUUUAUCAUCAGAUGAGUUGAAGGAGCUUGCUGAGAGUUAUGAUUCUAUCUAUCUUUGUAAUAAAAGCUUUGAGAUUGCUCAGCUAACGUUAGGUGGACUGUUAGACUUGACAGAGAAAGUUGUUAAAGGAGAGCUGAGAAAUGGAUUUGCAUGCAUCAGACCUCCAGGGCAUCAUAGUCAGCGGAACCAAGCCAACGGAUAUAGUCUUCUUAACAAUGUUGCUCUGACUGCUAAAAUAGCCAAGACCAAGUGGAAUGUUGAUAGAAUACUGAUUGUAGAUUGGGAUGUUCAUCAUGGUCAAGGAAUUCAAUAUCUCACACAGGAUGAUCCAAGUAUAAUGUACUUUUCCAUGCAUCGCUAUGAGCACACAAGCUUCUGGCCUCAUCUUGAAGAAUCUAACUAUGAUAACAUUGGAGAAGAAUCUGGAAAAGGUUACAACAUCAAUGUGCCUUGGAACAAGAUUGGAAUGGGUGAUGCAGAAUACCUUGCUGUCUUUCAGCAGCUACUUAUUCCUCUAUCUUAUGAGUUCAAUCCACAGCUUGUCCUCGUGUGUGCUGGCUUUGAUGCAGUUGAAGGAGACCCUAAGGGUGAGAUGGUAGUAAGUCCUGACUGUUUUGGUCACAUGACACACCACCUGAUGGGAUUAGCACAAGGCAAGGUAGUGUUAAGUUUAGAAGGUGGAUACUGCUUAGAAGGCCUCAGUCAGUCAGCUACUAUAUGCACCAGAACACUUCUUGGAGAUCCAUGCAAGCCUCUAUCACAACUCAAACACAUCUCAGAAAAUUCAUUGGAAACCAUACACAAUGUGACUGAAGCCCUAAAACCAUACUGGAAGUGUUUUCAAUAUGAUCUUAACAAGUCAUCAAAUGAGGAGCCCAUUCAGAGUGAAGAUGUGAGUAGUACAACUCCAGAUGAAUCCCCAAGCACUUCAAGGAAGACUGAUGUGGAUACUACACUACUCAGAGAAAUCAUGAUAUCAACACCACCACACAGGACUGGACUAGUUUAUGAUGAGCGAAUGAAACUACACAGAACCUUCAAUCACCCAGAACGACCUGAGAGAAUAGCUAGGAUAUACAGCAAACAUCAAGAACAUGGAUUGUUAGAUAGAUGUAUCAGAUUACAGACAAGACAAGCUACAUUUGAAGAAAUGGAAACUUGUCAUUUAGCUGACAUGAUAGGAGAUAUCAGAGAGACAAGCAAGUACACAUCUAGAGAAUUGAUUGAUAUACAGGAUAAGUUUAAUCCUACAAGGUAUAGCAGAGACAUCUAUGUUCAUCCAGAUACGUAUCUGUGUGCGUCAUUAGCCGCUGGAUGUACUCUCAACCUUGUUGAUGCUGUCCUUUCAAACCAGGUCUUGAAUGCUGUUGGAAUUGUUAGACCACCAGGCCACCACGCUGAUAGCGAGACUGCAUCUGGUUUCUGCUUCUUCAACAAUGUUGCUAUUGCUUCCAGAUAUGCUCACAAUAAAUAUGGUGUUAAAAGAGUUUUGAUUGUUGACUGGGAUGUUCACCAUGGUAACGGAACACAGAGAAUCUUUGAGAGUGACCCAUCAGUUCUCUACAUCUCACUUCAUCGUCAUGAUAAUGGUAUGUUCUUUCCUAUUGGACCAGAGGGAGCAGCAGAUCAAGUUGGAAAAGGUGACGGACAAGGAUACAACGUCAACAUUGCAUGGAAUACAGGUAAUAAAGGCUUAAUGAGUGAUGCUGAAUACAUAGCUGCUUUUCAUCAUAUCAUCAUGCCUCUAGCAUACCAGUUCAACCCAGAGUUAGUUUUCAUUUCUGCUGGUUUUGAUGCUGCAAAGGGAGAUCCCCUGGGGAAUUGUUUGGUAUCACCAGAAGGCUAUGGUCACAUGACCCAUAUGCUUAGCAGUCUCGCUGGUGGGCGUGUCAUUACUGUGUUAGAGGGAGGUUACAACUUGCAUUCCAUAGCUGUUUCCAUGGCGAUGUGCACCCGCAUCAUGUUAGGUGAUCCGUGUCCUGACCUUUCACCUGGUAUUCCAUCAUGCUGUGGGAUGCAAGCAAUCUAUGAUGCUGCCAAGUCUCAUCAGAAGUUUUGGUCAUCCAUGAAAGAUAAAGUAUGUUUCUUGGAGACAAUGAUCUAUAAAGAAAAUGACACUGAAGAUUCUCUCUCUUCAUCAAAUGCUGCACCAAGGGUUGAAGUGACCUCGUUGGAACCAGAGAGAGUUGAUGAGGUUUCAUCUUCAAGAUUGGAUGAUGGAGAGAAGAUGAUCAAUGAAGAAGAUGGAAUAAAAGAUAUCUUAGAAGGAAUAUCAGGGAUGAAUCUUCAGCAGUCAAGAGAGGAAUCUCCAGGAGGAGGAAGAGGUGCCAAGGAUGAAGUUAUACAUGAUGAUGUUCCUGAAGAUGAAGCACUAGGAGCAUGUGGUGUAUCAGAUCAAGCUACAACUCCAGAAGCAGAAGAUAACAUCAUUAGUAGCAUUCAACGAUCAUUUGGUCCUGAAGUAGAGAUGCAUGCAGUGAUUCCUCAGCCAUGGUGCCCUCAUUUAGAAUCUGAUGUAAGACCUCUACCUUUUUAUGGACUAGAUGUAUCAUUACCUUGCACGGAUUGUGGUGAUACCAAAGAGAAUUGGGUGUGUUUACACUGCUAUCAGGUAAGGUUAUAACACUCAAUCCCCAGUCACUUUAUUAAGCAAUCACUGCACUGUUUACAAGCAUAUAUCAAGACUUUUUUUUUUACUAUAGACAUUGAUUGCUGUAAGAAGUACCUCCAUGCACAGUUCCUUAUUGAAAUUCUAUUGCAAGGCAUGUUCAAUCCAUAUUGUUGGUAAAGUGCUAAUUGGUUUCCACUAACUUUGUCUACUUUCCAUUUGGUCUCAUCCCCCAUGGUCUAAUCCUCAUUCAUCUACAACCAUUUCAACUGUCUACUCGCCAUUUGGCCUAAUUGCCAUUUAGCCCUUCAUCAUUUUGUCUAGUGUCCCCUUGGUAAAACAGCACAUGGUCUGUAUGUUUAGAUACUGUUCAUGAAUUAAAUAUUCAUUUGACAAAGUGGAAAUGAGGCCAUCUGGGCAUAAGACCAAGUAAUGGAUUGACCAACCAGCAAGUAGACCAUAUUAUUGAUAGACCAAGUGGGUUUACAUAUAACGGUGUAAGAUGAGCUGAAAAUUAUUUAUGCCAUCUGCUAGCAUACCAAGUGGAUUCAGAUAUGGGACAUCUCCCCCAGAGCAAUCAUUUCACUGCUUAUAGUCAUCAAUAAGCUUUUUCAGAAUUGAUAUUUUCAUUAAAGGAAUUACUAAUUACUUCAAUACCGGUAUACCGACAAAUAUAAUGUUAAUUCCCAAUUCAUUGUGCAAACAGUGUCCAAUGUUUAGCCCUGCUAUGGCCUCGGAUAAAGAGUGGGUGGGUGCUUGCGGUCAGCUAAAGAAUGCUCAUCAUGUUCCGCUCUUAUAGACAUAUAUUAAAAAAUUAUGACGAAGUCAAGACUUGAGCUUUGCCAAUCAUUACUAACCUUAGAUUUUCAAAUGGAAAUAAUCUUGAUUUGUUUAAAAGUCCAUACAGGCCUUGUUUUCUCCCUUGUGUAAAACCCUCUCCCCCUUGACUUCUUAUUCCCCGCCUCUUUCACUCUUUCUUGAUCUCCACAGCCCCUUAAUUCCCCACCUUCUCUUUCCAAUUGGCCCAACCUCUCCCCUUCACCACCCCCUCUCUCUCGCUCUCCCCCACUCUUACCACAAACAAUCAAAGGACACGUCCACCCCAACAAAAUUUGAUUUGAAUAUAAAGAGAAAAAUCGAACUAGCAUAUCACCGAAAAUUUCAUCAAAAUCGGAUGUAAAAUAAGAAAGUUAUGACAUUUUAAAGUUUCGCCAAAUGUCACAACAUAGUUAUAAGCACAUCCUGGUCGGUAUGCAAAUGAGGAGACUGAUGACGUCAUCCUAUCACUAUUUCUUUUGUAUUCUAAUUUUAUCCUCAUUGUCAAGUGAAACAAUUAAUUUCUCCCUGAACAUGUGGAAUCAUCAUUGUUUAAUACUAUAUGGUUCUGUCAAGUUGGUCCCGAUAGUCAAAUCUGUAAAAAAUGAAAUAUUGUAUAAUUCAAACAAUAAAAAACAAAAGAAAUAGUGAGUGAGGGACAUUAUCGACUAUCUCAUUUUCAUGCCACCGAGUUGUUCAUAUCACUGUUUUGUGAAAAAUAAGCAUAACUUUAAAAUCAUAAUAAUUUUUUAAAAUUUUACAUCCGAUUUUGAUGAAAUUUUCAGCGUUAUGCUAGUUUGAUUAUUCUCUAUUCAUUAAAAUCAACAUUUUCUGGGGUGGACUUACCUUCAACAUCCUCUUCUUGUCCGAGUCUUGAUCUCCCCCCCCCCCUUUUUUUUUCUAUUUCUCUCUUCUUUCGCCCCCAAGUCCUGGUCAUCAAUACUCUUUCUCUCAUUUUAAUAAUGUAAAUUCUUCUAUCUUUCACACAUGCCAAAAUUGAGUUAAUCAUCAUCGUUAUCAUCAUGCCACCAUUCCAUCAUAAAUCUAAAUUAUAAUCAAUCCAAUAGUUUAUUUAAAUUUUCAUUUUAUUCAUGACCGCACAUGUGCAAAAAGGAUACAGCACCCAUCACAAAUCACAUAAAUAUUCCCAGCAAUUUUCUUCCAUUCGCGAUCAGUUCACAGAUCAUUUUCAAAAUAAAGCAAGACGGACGGCGUAACGUUUUUUCCUGUUAACAUUUUUCUUUCUUUUUUUUCUUAUUUUUUUUAUGGGGGGGGUCAGACAAACUUUAUAGCAUAUAGUAUAGUAUAAAAGUAAACUUGCCAUCAUAGGCCUACAUACAGUCGUAGGUAUAAGAUUAUUAUAGUCACACCCCCCCCCCAAAAAAAGAAAUAAUAAUAAUAAAAAAAAACUCAAUUAAAAUCCCAUUGAAACAAGUUAAGAGCAGUAAGUUGCCUAUUUGUCCG